AUGCGCUUCGCACAGCUCACCUCCAUCUUCCGUGCCUUUCAUACCCUGUCGUUUCUCACUCGUGCUACCCGCACAGCUGCGCAACACCAGCAGCCUCUCCUGCAUUCUGCACCGCAGCGGGCCGUGCUCAGGUCUAUGCCCUCGAUACCACUGAUCGGCAGCCUCUUCAGCUCAACCUCUGCCCAGAACAAGAUGUCGUAUCCAGACAAGAGAACCGAAGACGAGUGGAGAGCCGUCCUGUCGCCCGAACAAUUCCGUAUCCUGAGAGAAAAGGGCACGGAGAGACCGGGCACCGGCAAGUUCGACAAGCACUACCCGGAGACCGGAGUAUACACCUGCGCCGGCUGCAACGCCCCCUUGUACAAGGCCACCCACAAAUUCUCUUCCGGGUGCGGUUGGCCGGCCUACUUUGACAGCAUCCCCGGCGCCAUCACCCGCCACGAGGACCGGGCCUGGGGCAUGGCGAGGACCGAGAUUGUCUGCUCCAACUGUGGCGGCCAUCUCGGCCACGUCUUCAAGGGAGAGGGCUUCCCUACACCCACCGAUGAGCGUCACUGCGUCAACAGUGUCUCUCUCAACUUCUCACCCGAGGACAAGCCUGUGGAGCCACUGAAAGAGGAGAGCAAGGCCUAA
Molecule: messenger RNA, 633 nt
Organism: Thyridium curvatum
Lineage: Eukaryota; Fungi; Ascomycota; Sordariomycetes; Thyridiales; Thyridiaceae
Exons: 2
Coding region: 1-633 (210 amino acids)
Biological process (GO): response to oxidative stress; protein repair
Molecular function (GO): peptide-methionine (R)-S-oxide reductase activity
Source: RefSeq, a predicted model, not a curated record